Messenger RNA from Oncorhynchus masou masou (cherry salmon), 1935 nucleotides. Its product is annotated as gastrula zinc finger protein XlCGF48.2-like. Gene Ontology annotation, molecular function: RNA polymerase II cis-regulatory region sequence-specific DNA binding; DNA-binding transcription factor activity, RNA polymerase II-specific. The coding region runs from base 11 to 1114 and encodes 367 amino acids. The record is from RefSeq and is a predicted model, not a curated record. The transcript is spliced from 2 exons. NCBI's taxonomy places the organism in Eukaryota, Metazoa, Chordata, Actinopteri, Salmoniformes, Salmonidae. Gene Ontology annotation, biological process: regulation of transcription by RNA polymerase II.
GUAAACAAAGAUGGUGGAUUGUGAAAAUACUACUCACACAGAAAACAAAAUGAAAAAAUUGGAAUUGUUGAAUAUAUUUCUCACCGAGAAAUUAACCACGGCUGCCAAUGAGAUAUUUGGGGCUGUGAAGGGUACUAUAGUUGAGUACCAGACAGAAAUCGUUCGCUCCAAGGAGGAGAACAAUCAUCUCCGAAAGCUGCUGGAUAUCGCUGUUCAGCGCGUUCUACUUCAAACAGACUGUCAUACUAUCCAUCUCACUGAAGAUGCAUCUUCACCUGAGCAGCAGCAUCGUGAGCAGGAGUGGACCCCCGGUCUAGGCCAGGAGGACCCAGAGCCCACACAGAUUAAAGAGGAACAGGAGCUCAGAAACAGUCCAGAGGAAGAGCAGCUUCAAGGGCUGGAGUCUGAAACCGAAGGAGAAUCCAUAUAUACGCCUUCUUUUGUGAAAAGUAACUGUGAUCAGGACCCACCUCCACAUCUUCCCCAAACUGUGAACAACAGAGAAGGAGACUCUUUAGCCAGAACCAUAUCUAAUAAUCAUAUCAAAAUAGAGAAUGAAGGAGAAGGCUACAGCACAUCAGAACCAACCAGUGACUUACAGCACGUCUUCACCGUGAAUUCAGACUGUCUUGCAGCUCGGAGUGAAAACAGUGCCCAACCCAAUAUCAACAAUAGAAUUCAGAGAGGACUCUCAGAAUAUGAGGCCCCACAGCCACAGGCAACAUAUGAAAGAGAAAGUAUUGGUCUACACAUACAUGUUAGAGACCAGAACACCACCAAGCUGCCUCAACAGAGAUCCCCCUAUCAAGCCCAAGGCAUACAGAGUGUGUAUCCUUGCCGUGAGUGUGGGAAGUGCUUCAAUUUCUCUUGUCAGUUAGAAGUCCACAUGCGAUGGCACAGCAAGGAAAGACCAUUCAGCUGCUCUGUGUGUCGAAAAAGCUUCACCACCAUCAGCCUGUUGAGGAGACACCACCGCAUUCACACUGGAGAGAAACCCUACCGCUGUCACAUCUGUGGGAAAUGUUUCAAUCAGUCGGCUCACCUGAACACCCACUUUAAAAUUCACCCAGGGGAGAGACCACACAGCUGGAAAAUGUCUCAGUCAAAACGUUAACAGCAAAGACAUCUACACUCAGAAGGGAGAGUAACAUGUACAGUCCUGUGUGGCUCAGUCGGUAGAGCAUGGCGCUUGCAACGCCAAGCGUCGUGGGUUCGAUUCCCACUGGGGCCACCCAUAUGUAAAAGUAGUGGCCCCAGCCGACUUGUAAGUCGCUUUGGACAAAAGCGUCUGCUAAAUGGGAUAUAUAUCUGGGCAGUAGAACUAUUGUCCAGGAUUUAAGACACUAGAAGAACCCGUGAUUGAUGUUUGAACAAUGCAUUACAAUACAUUGAGGACUGGUGCUGUUAUUCUUUUGUAAUUAUAUUAGAUGCAGAGGGUAGAAAAUCCAUCUUAUUCAACCUAACUAGAUGCAAUCAAUCAAUUAAUUAGAUCAUCCUUAUCUAUUUCCCUUUAGGACUUGGACCUGACUGCUGGGCUGUAUGACUAGCCUAUUAGGGUCUUGCCACAGUUAUCCUUAUCCCUAAUGAUAAUAAUACAUGGGACUUUAAGAACCUUUCAGAAACCAUAAGAACACUGCACACCAAAGAGUAUGAAACAAGACAAUAAAAUGAAUAAAAGCUACUUAUCUUAGGCUAGGGCUGAGUAAGGGUGAGCUAAGCUUAGGGGAAUGCGAGACUAAACAAGUAGGCUUUGAUAUUGUUUUUGAAAAUGGCGAUGGAGUCUGAAUUGCAGGUGGCUUGGGGGGGGGAGGAUUUCCAAAGUUUGGGGGCAGCGGUGCUAAAAAAAAAAAAAUUUUGCAACCAGGAAAUGGCGGAGCAAUUUCUACAUAGUGCAUCUUUAACGGUUUUAAUAAAUAAUUGGUCUGUUUCAAGUCA